AUGGCAAGCUCGCAGAGGCCUCCCCCUUCCCCUUCGGAGCUGGAGGCAUCCCAAGCAUCAGGUGGUCAGAGAGCCUCAGAUCAGCCGACGAAGAAGUAGAUCUGAGUGAGAUCUUCAUCGAUGAAUGUGUGUGUCCCCUGUGUUGGUCAGGCCGGCAGGGCACCACCGUCAUCCAUCCAUCCGUCAGCAUCAGCGCCAACCAAACAAGCCGCGUAGACCGGCCAGCGACGCACAGGCACGCCAUGAGGCUGCAGCCCGGCCAGAAGAAAGACACUCAGUGGUGUCUUGCUGCGUAUUCCUGUCUGUGACUUGAAGAGGCCAUGACUGACGGAGUGGUUGACGUGGGCAUCUUCAAGUGCGGCCGCAACGUGCUGGAGGACUUGUCCCGCCCCGGCGAGCACUUCUACGAGCUGAACGCGCUUGUGCCAGACCGCGACAAGGAGCGCAUCUAUCUGCCCAUCGACCUCUGCCGCACCAGCGUCAAUUAGGGAUGAGCCAGUCGCAUAGAAAGUCGCCACACGUGUGUCACAAUGCUCUGAUGUGUGUCCAGCUUCUACACCAAGGACAGGAAUGGCCGCAAGUCACUGCUGCCACGCGGAGUACUGCCCAGCGACAAGUGAGCGGCGUGCAAUACACCAGUAGACAAGGCGCAUUCAUCGUUCAUUGGGAUGGGUGGGGGUCUGCUGAUCAGUAUGGGUGUGCCCAAUGGCAAUGGUGCCACACUGCGGCGCCAGGAGGUGUCUUCACCAACCACAGCCGGCCAGGGCGGCGGUGAUGUGUUUACUCGGUCGCCGUCGGGUGUGUUCUAUCAAGUGGUGCAGCAUGGCAGUGGGCCCAAACCGACAAGUGACCAGCGCGUCAGGUACGACUACAUGGGGUGGCGUGACGACUUCGACGGACAAGACGCGACAGGGGAGGGCCGUGGGCUGGUGUUAUGUGUGUCUGGACAACCUGAGUGGUGGCAGGAGGUCUUCACUGACAUGCGUGUGGGUGAGGUGCGGCGGGUCAUCAAGCCGGCCAGACUCAGCUCCACUGGAAAGGAGGUGUACAAAGAGUAUAGGCUGGUGGCCAUCCUGUGAGCACUGUCUCCUGGUGUGCUCCGUGUGCGUCUGUGGCGGUGAG
Molecule: messenger RNA, 1122 nt
Organism: Vitrella brassicaformis
Lineage: Eukaryota; Vitrellaceae
Source: the annotation of a GenBank genome assembly